AUGCAGAGCGAAACCCGGAGUAUCCAGAAGCAGAAGUUCUACCAGUCGACCGUGGCCGCAAUGAAUGCGGAAAAGGCCACCGCAGGGGACACAAAGACAAGCAAUUACCUAUCUCAUACCGAUAGGGAACAGCCGGCUUUCAAGUCAAGCGAGGAAUAUACCUACACUGUUGGUGAUGAUGAAGAGCAGCCGGCGAUACCGCGGGCGCCGCCGGGGCCGCAGCAGCAACUCAAGGACUCCGAACCAGUUACAGAGGAGAUUCCAAUUGCGGGCCGGACCAAGAUGACUGUUACUAAGGAGAAAGGGGGUGAUGAAAUUAAGACGGAUGCUGAGACUGGGGCUGUGUCCGUGCAGGAGGACGAGGACGAGGACGAAGACGAUGAAGAGGAAGAGGAAGAGGAAAAGCAACAGAAAUUAGAGCAUGAAGAGCAGAAGGUCAAAGCCGAGCUGAACGAUAUGCUGAAACGGUCGCCGACGCCUUUCGUGGUAGAACUCGACCAACAUCCGCUUGGUCCACAACUACAGUCGCUUUUAGGAGAAAAUACCGGCCGUCGGACUGUUCCGAACGUUUUGGUCAAUGGGAGAAGUAUUGGCGGCGGAGAUGAUAUCGUUGCCCUGGACGAGCAUGACGAGCUGGCAUCGCGAUUGAAGAGUCUGGCUGGCAAGUGGCUCCAGGAAGUCGAACGAAAAGGAGCCGACGGCGCCAAUUAAGGCGGCAACGGUAGCCUUUUCUCUGUCCGUACUUCAUCAAUUCCGCCUUCAAUGACCGGUCUUGGCGCAUAUGAGGAGGUAUGGUACUUGAGAGUAUGGCGAGUUAUCCUUAUUCUUUUUCUUUUGUAUAUAUUAAGGGUUAAAUCACGGUUGUGUAAUGUAUAAUAUUCGAGCUCUU
Aspergillus nidulans FGSC A4 is the source of this 889-nucleotide messenger RNA. RefSeq lists its product as uncharacterized. The transcript has 2 exons. The record is from RefSeq and is a predicted model, not a curated record. Lineage: Eukaryota; Fungi; Ascomycota; Eurotiomycetes; Eurotiales; Aspergillaceae. The coding region runs from base 1 to 711 and encodes 236 amino acids.